Molecule: messenger RNA, 2352 nt
Organism: Tremella mesenterica DSM 1558
Lineage: Eukaryota; Fungi; Basidiomycota; Tremellomycetes; Tremellales; Tremellaceae
Exons: 14
Coding region: 1-2352 (783 amino acids)
Biological process (GO): protein import into nucleus; regulation of DNA-templated transcription; post-transcriptional tethering of RNA polymerase II gene DNA at nuclear periphery
Cellular component (GO): nuclear pore; nuclear pore outer ring
Molecular function (GO): structural constituent of nuclear pore
Source: RefSeq, a predicted model, not a curated record
AUGUCUGCACCCUCAUCUUCCUAUCAGACAUUCGCCUCUGCUUUUCAGUCGUAUCAGGAUCAUCACUCCCAGGCUGGUCCCUCCAGCUCUCAUCUCGACGCUCCUCUUCAACGUCAUGUCAUAUUGGAUGAAGAGAAUGGCCUGGUGGUUCAAUUGAUGGCUGCGGUAGAAGAACAAGUUCGGUCCAAGUCUACCGCCGAGUUAUACGACGCGCCGAGUGAUGAUCAACUCUCCGUGGAAGAGAGAGAAGCUCUGUUACUCGAGCACCGGACAUGGCAGUUACUUCGUACUGUCUACGAGAAUCGGCUGAACCGUGACGACCCCGACUUUUCCCCCAUAUCAGCCGAGACACUGCUCCAAAAGUGCCCGUACAUCUCCCCCGAAGAAUUAGCCCAGACCGUAGUGGAAGAAGACCCAGAAUUGAGCUUAUGGGCUGUUUUGAUAGAACAUCUACAAACACGUCCUCUCCUCACUGAACCACCACCUCUGGAAGCUCGCCACGGAUAUUUACCAUCUACCAUACGACGUGCCCAAGCUAGCAAGAACGCUCUGAGAGGAGGACAUCAAACCUCGUUGGAUCCCGAUUUCAUACUUCGUGACCCACAUGGGCAAGGUCUCGCUGGAGAAGAUCAAACUUACCAAACCCCCCUGCUCGCGACUUUGUGGGACUUGGUGCGGCAUGGUGAGCUCGAUCAGGCUGUGAAGGUCUGCGAGCAAGCGGGAGAGCCUUGGCGAGGUGCGACCUUGAUGGGUGGUAGGCGAUGGAAUAUGAGUGGAAUGAGUGAGUCAAAUCAACCCUCACUUCCAGCUGGCAACCGAACAAGGGCAUUGUGGAAGAAAAGUUGUCGAGCUAUCGCCAAAAAUCCUACUCUAUCGGCCGCGGAGAGAUGUCUAUACGCGGCACUCAUCUCAGAUUUGUCCACAUUAAUACCGGCCUGUGAAACUUGGGAAGAUCAUCUAUGGGCACAUGUUCAACAUCGGAUUGAAAACCGUCUGGAAGCUCGCUGCAGAGAUUUGGGAGGGUUUUGGGAAGAAGAGGCCAGAUUAUUAGGUAGUGAUGAGGAGGAUUCUUCUCAAGUAGCUAGAGGCGGGUUGGAUGAGGUGUUCGCUAGCAUCUCUUCUGUGCAGUCAGAAAGUGUUGCUAUGGCCGUAAACAAUCCUUACUACCUCGCUCAGAAGAUGAUCAUACUUGAUCAGACUGAUCAACUUCUGAAUCGCAUAGCUGAUUUAAUACCUCAACUGGCAGAAGGUGUGUCGCCGGAAUUGGUCGGACCGUAUAUUCGUUUUUUCGCCCAUUUGGUCUUACUUCUUCGUACGCUCGGACAAAAAGUCCCCGAUGUAGCGGCAAACAUCAUUCUGGAAGCGUAUCUUCAGAUACUAGAACGAGAUGGGAACUCUCAAUUAGUUGCCAUGUACGCCGCUUGUCUUCGGGAAGGUAGUGGAGAAGAGAGUUAUGCUCGUUUCCUCCGAUCCAUGGAUCCGAAUACGACCAAAGAAGAGAGAAUGCGAGCUUUGUCUAGAGCUAAGCAACAUGACUUAGAUGUUGCGAUCAUAGCGAGGGAGACGGUGCGAAUGAUAAUCGAGGAAGCUUUCGCGACUAUACCACCUUUGACGGUGGAAUUACCGGACAUCACGUCCAUAGUUAGUGGAUUGAGCGAGAGGGAUGUGUAUUUGAUACGAAGUAUAGAGUGGUUGACUAUGGUCCCGGAGACGUUUACGGAUGCUUUGGUAAAGUCAAAUGAUUUGGCGAGGUAUUUCUUAGCAUUGGGACAGGCGAACGCUGCUCAAGCUCUGCUAAAGACCCUCCCUUCAGAUCUGACGGACGAGCAGAUGAGUGGUGCCGACGACGAUGAAAACUACCAUCAGAUCGAGCAUGAACAAUUCAGACAGUUGUUUGUGGUAUUUGCAUGUCAUGAGUUGGUCGGUGAGGUUUUGAGUCGAGCGCCGAAGAAUACAGCAACCAAGAUUGAACAACAUAGCUGGCGUAAAAGUCUAGGUAGCGCCAUCGAUAAAGUUCACGGGACGACCAUAGAUUUAUUGUUGAGUGAUUGGUUGAAACUUCCAAUAGAACGUUCAAGUCCGAGAUUCAAAGAAUUAUCUCGUAUUCGACAAAUCUUCAUCCCUUCACUCAUCCUACAACUUCACACUUUACUUUACACCCAUCGCACCCUCUUCCCUCAGAUGUUACAACAAGCUUUGGCGUUGAGCAAGAUCGUGGCAGAUGAGGAGAAUGGGAUAUACGAAGAAUUCUUUUCUCCCGGAGGAGAGAGAUUGGUCGUUUAUCUUGAUAAAAUCAGAGAAGCAGCUUUGGCAAUGUUGGAAAUUGGGAAGAAACCAUUUACGGAGGAAUAG